Molecule: messenger RNA, 1134 nt
Organism: Colletotrichum lupini
Lineage: Eukaryota; Fungi; Ascomycota; Sordariomycetes; Glomerellales; Glomerellaceae
Product: longiborneol synthase
Exons: 5
Coding region: 1-1134 (377 amino acids)
Source: RefSeq, a predicted model, not a curated record
AUGUCUUGUACAAAGGCCGGUGCCCGGGCCAUGUGGCGGCAGCUCUCCAGUCCCUUGAAUAGGGUCUUCCAAAAACACGUCAGACAAGAAGAUGACCUCGCUGACCAGCCAAAGCGCUUGGCUGCCCUUGUUGCCCCCAUUUGUUCUCAAAUGCUAGAACAGUUAAACUAUCCGGGUGCCCCACAGCUGGAAGGUGAAGCUGUUGAGGUACUCUUGGCGUACAUGUACAAUAGGGCUGUGAAGAUUGGAGUUCCUCUUGAUACUCACAUCUCUGCGAAGGGGUUUCGUCUGGGUUAUGCUGAAGGAUUGCUCGCCCAUCCCAGGCAUCCGGUUGAAGUCCAGGGAUACGUCGGACUCUUCACCUGGCUUGUCGUUCAGUACGACGAUAUCGUAGGGCAAAACAACCAGAUGGUGGAGGAGGCGCUCCUUUUUCAUGAAAGAUUGUUCCGAGGCGAGCCCCAGCCAAACUACUUACUUGAGGGAAUUGCCGGACUUCUUCGCGAAGCCCGCGACCACUUCGACACCGUCUUAGCGAACAUGCUCCAGAUCUCGGUGCUCAAAUUCCUGACGAGUAAUUUAUUGGAACGACACAGCGGUUUCCAACACAUGUCUGUCACGCCGGCAGGGCAAAAGUUCCCAGACUUUUAUCGAGACAUGUCGGGCAUGGACCAGGCCUAUGCUGUUUUCUACAAGGAAGAGCUAAGCGGAGACACGAGAAACUAUGUUCAUAACCGCGCCACGUGUACUGGCAAGCCAGUGAUGACUGUGGUAGCGGAAUCCUGGAACGAUAGUGUCAGGGGCUAUAUGGCGAUGCAUACGACCAACCCCCGAUACAAGUUGACCGAUCUAGGAAUCGGCGAGGAGCACCCACUUGCUCCAUUCGAACAUAGAAUCGGCCAAUUGUUUGAGCAAAUGAGCCGAAAGGCUGGGUUCGGACAGAGUAUUCGAGAUAACAAGUUCUACAAAGCUAGAGGCAAAUCAUGCCUAUCAUUCGAAUCUACCUCCUUUUCUACGGUGUGGAGACUCCAGCUUUGUGAAAUGCUUCGCCACGGAAUUGAUAUUCUGUCCCGAGUGGACCUCGCCGCUUCCCCCGGCGCUCCCCCGGAGCUGCCUCGGAGGCUCACCCUCCCCUAG